Molecule: messenger RNA, 1421 nt
Organism: Quercus lobata
Lineage: Eukaryota; Viridiplantae; Streptophyta; Magnoliopsida; Fagales; Fagaceae
Product: alcohol dehydrogenase-like 7
Exons: 10
Coding region: 57-1220 (387 amino acids)
Biological process (GO): formaldehyde catabolic process
Cellular component (GO): cytosol
Molecular function (GO): S-(hydroxymethyl)glutathione dehydrogenase [NAD(P)+] activity; zinc ion binding; alcohol dehydrogenase (NAD+) activity
Source: RefSeq, a predicted model, not a curated record
AGAGAGAGAGAGAGAGAGAGAGAGAGAGAGAGAGAGAGAGAGUUUAAUUUGUCAGCAUGGGUGAGAACAUGUCAACUAAAGGGAAGCCAAUUAGAUGCAAAGCUGCUGUUAGUCGCGCACCAAAUGAGCCACUAGUGAUGGAGGAGAUCAUGGUGGCACCGCCAAUGCCUCGUGAGGUUCGGAUUAAAGUCAUAUGCAGCUCCCUAUGUCACACCGAUAUCGGUUUAUGGGUUUUGAAGGAUUUGCCUGGAAUAUAUCCAAGAGUUUUAGGUCACGAAGCUAUUGGGGUCGUGGAAAGUGUUGGGGAGGGUGUUCAUGAAGUAGCUGUAGGAGACACUGUCAUCCCUACAUUCGUCUCGGAUUGUGGUGAAUGUGAUGGUUGCAGAUCACAGAAGAGCAACAUUUGUACAAAAUUGCCUUUCAAAAUAACACCUUAUAUGCCUAGAUAUGAUCAGGGCACCAGAUUCACUAGCUUGAAUGGAGAGACUAUAUAUCACACUUUGUGUGUGUCCAGUUUUUCGGAGUACACAGUGGUAGAUGUUGCCCAUGUAACAAAAGUUGACCCCUCAAUCUCCCCAAGUAGGGCAUGCCUCCUCAGCUGUGGAAUAUCAACAGGGGUUGGUGCUGCUUGGAAAAUCGCAAAUGUGGAAGAAGGAUCAACUGUUGUUAUAUUUGGGUUGGGGUCCAUUGGAAUAGCUGUUGCAGAAGGAGCUAGACUCCGUGGCGCUGCUAGAAUUAUUGGUGUGGAUCUUAACUCAAAAAAAUUUGAAAUGGGGAAAAUGUUCGGAGUCACAGACUUCGUCAAUGGAGGAGAGUGUGGAGACAAAUCUGUGAGCCAGGUGAUCAAUGAGAUGACUGGUGGGGGUGCAGACUAUUGCUUUGAAUGCAUUGGAUUGCCAUCGAUGGUGCAUGAAGCAUAUUCCUGUUGCAGAAAUGGUUGGGGAAAAACUGUAAUAAUAGGAGUGGCCAAACCAGGAUCAGAAUUGGGCCUUAAGUAUCACGAUAUCCUUGAUUGCGGGGGCAAAAGCAUCAUGGGAUGCAUCUUUGGAGGAGUUAAAGCUAAAACUGAUAUUCCCAUCCUCCUUCAACGUUACUUGAACAAGGAACUGCGGUUGGAUCAAUUUGUCACACAUGAGAUACAGUUCGAUGACAUCAACAAAGCUUUCGAUUUACUUCUUACGGGAGAGUCUCUCCGUUGUGUGAUUUGGAUGGACAAAUGAGUUCAACUUCACAAGCGACCUAUUUGUCUUCAUGCAUUUGGAUGUGUUCAAUUUGAUCAUGACUUGAGUUCUCUCAAAAGCAAACUUGAUUAUAAGUCUUUCAAAUGUGUCUUUGUUGUGUUUUAUUUGCGCAUGUACCUAUUCAAUUCUUAAAUUACCAAAAUUAUAUAAGUGUCUAUUUAUUUGCCAAAGACCUUGAAA